Molecule: messenger RNA, 1074 nt
Organism: Phyllopteryx taeniolatus (common seadragon)
Lineage: Eukaryota; Metazoa; Chordata; Actinopteri; Syngnathiformes; Syngnathidae
Gene: med4
Product: mediator complex subunit 4
Exons: 7
Coding region: 177-947 (256 amino acids)
Biological process (GO): regulation of transcription by RNA polymerase II
Cellular component (GO): core mediator complex; mediator complex
Molecular function (GO): transcription coregulator activity
Source: RefSeq, a predicted model, not a curated record
CACACUUCCACACACGACCCGCAAGCAUCCACGGGCAGUGGAGCGGCAUAAGUGAAGAGAAACAUUAGAUAUCGUCAAACCCCUGCCUAUUUGCAAACUCGCUUACUUACGAUUUUUUCAUUUUUUGCUCCUUGUGGGGUUGACGCCGGAGAAAGCAGGUUGGUAAACUUCUCAAAAUGAGGCAGAGAAGGGUCAGGAUCACAUUUGGCAGUGAUGGAAGUUACCGGCUAGCUGCUCAACGUAAGGUACAACGGCUCUCUGGUCUUCAUGUUUGCUUAACAGCAAGUGCAGUUUUCACAGAUGGUGCGUUUCCUAGUUGUAUAUAUAUCCUGGAACUGCUUGUGCAGCGUGACCGUGAGUUCCAGGACCUGAUGGAGGUCGGCCAGCAGCAGGGCAAGGUGCACCAGGAGAUGCAGCACCUGGAGAAGGAGGUGGAGAAGCGAGACAGUGACAUCCAGCAGCUACAGAAGCAGCUGAAGGAGGCAGAGCACAUCCUGGCGACAGCCGUUUACCAGGCCAAGGAGAAGCUCAAGUCCAUCGAGCGAGCCAGGAAAGGAAGUAUAUCGUCCGAGGAGCUCAUCAAGUACGCCCACAGGAUCAGCGCCAGUAACGCCGUGUGUGCGCCGCUCAACUGGGUCCCAGGUGACCCACGGCGGCCAUACCCCACUGACCUGGAGAUGCGUAGCGGCGUACUGGGUCACAUGGCCAACCUGCCCACCAAUGGAGUCAAUGGACACCUGCCUGGUGACGCCCUCGCUGCCGGGAGGUUGCCAGACGUGUUGACGCCGCACUACCCCUGGCAGUCGUCCGAGCUGUCUGUGGGCAUGCUGCCGCCACACCACGCCAAUGACUUCGGCCUGGAGCCCCCUGGACACAACAAGGAGAAUGAGGACGACGUGGAGGCUAUGUCCACUGACUCCUCCAGCAGCAGCAGCGACUCGGACUGAAAGAUGACUGUGUGUGUGUGUGUGUGUGUGUGUGUGUGUGUGUGUGUGUGAGAGAGAGAGCGAGAGAGCGUGUGUUAUGUUCUUAAUUAUGCUUGUAAAUAAAUAAUUUUGAGAAGAAAUGCGUGUA